Mytilus trossulus (common blue mussel) is the source of this 428-nucleotide messenger RNA. RefSeq lists its product as uncharacterized. The transcript is spliced from 3 exons. The coding region runs from base 126 to 428 and encodes 100 amino acids. Lineage: Eukaryota; Metazoa; Mollusca; Bivalvia; Mytilida; Mytilidae. The record is from RefSeq and is a predicted model, not a curated record.
UUGCGGUCGCAACAUUGUGACGUUGUUCAGCUGAGGUGCCUUGACGACGUUCAGUAGAGUUUUCGCUUUAGAAGUAAAGAGAACGCUUAUAUUGGAACUUUUAAAAAAAUCAACUAUUUUAAAAGAUGGAGAGUAUUUCAAUUUCAAGACUUGACUUAAUCUUGAAGCAGUUUAUUAGAAUUGACCAGUAUAAAGGGUACUGUAGGCUUCUGAAAGAAUAUGCAAUGGAAGCAUUUACAGUUGAUGGAAUGCCAGCACCAAUAUAUGUAGCGAAGAGAAUGGCAUAUUCCCAGGAAGAUGACAAUUUCGGUAUGGUUGAAAUGAAGGACUUGUUGGUGCCACUUUGUAACACCGCCUAUCUUCUUCAAUGUCAGACACCAGACAAUGCUGUCAUGAAAGAAAAAAAAACAGACUUUGACGUUACGUGA